This is a messenger RNA of Rosa rugosa (rugosa rose), 3174 nucleotides long. RefSeq lists its product as uncharacterized. Gene Ontology annotation, molecular function: zinc ion binding. The transcript is spliced from 9 exons. The coding region runs from base 772 to 2778 and encodes 668 amino acids. NCBI's taxonomy places the organism in Eukaryota, Viridiplantae, Streptophyta, Magnoliopsida, Rosales, Rosaceae. The record is from RefSeq and is a predicted model, not a curated record.
GUAUUGAUCAGUUUCCACGUGUAGUGAUCAAUUACCAUACACCUUUACCUAUCGGGCUUGGUAGCUAUUUUCUUCUUGCUUUACCGAUUCCGAUCCCGGCCUCGACCUCCAUCAAGGUCAACACCCCCUGUUCCGUUCGCUGAUAUCAGGGAUCGCAAUCAACAUCAGCAGAAUCUUGAUUCUGUUUGCGCUGCAAUUUCACAUCUAGUUUUCAGAACUGGAAGGGGUGCUUUAUCUGCUUUCAACGUGCUGGCAACAGUGGCUUGGUUUUACUGGUAGUUGAUCGUUUGGCGGUAAACAGUGAUUAGUUCUGUACCUGCCUGGGAUUUAAGUGGAGAAACAGAGGAGGGACUGUGUUAUAGUCACUGAGCUUGCGAAGCCGCUGAUUGCCUACUGCAUGUGUGCAUGAAUUCUUCUACAAAAAUGAAGAAACAGAUUGCUCUAGGGUUUGAGGGUUCAGCAAACAAGAUCGGUGUCGGCGUUGUGACCUUAGAUGGCACAAUUUUGUCAAACCCACGCCACACAUACAUUACCCCUCCUGGCCAAGAAUAUAAUUCAGAGAACGUUUCCUUGUUUUUCUCCUUGUACCAAGUACCAACAACGUCCAGGAGAGAGUCAGACAUGAUUUGCACGGCCCAGCUUCGAAAGGACGAGUACCCACAAAACCAAUUGGACCAGGUUUAGUGAUCAAUGACGAAUUUCUUCAAUGGAAUGCCUACAACUGAAGUCAGAUUUUGAACAACAGACAUCCCCUACGCUUAUCUUACGAAAAUGAUGCAGGAAUUGUCAACCAUCGAUGACUUACCUGCGACUAAUGUGGAACUGGAACCGGAAAAGAUAGAAGAUGGGAAAGAUGGAGGUCUUUCUUUCCACUGUAAACUUUACAGCACGGAAUUAGUACACAAGAUAGCUCAGGUUUUCAUUCCUGGAUUAGCUACUGCAUGUGUUGAUAACACAUCUGGUGAUAUCUUCAAGACCCCUGCUUCUGUGGCCGCCGAUAUGAGAAAGGAAAUGGUGGAGUAUAUCACCCAAAGAAGUGAGAAUUUUGUUGCAGAAUCUGUUAUCCUAGAAGGGGGCCAAGAUGGACAAGUAUCUGAUCAUCCCUAUGACGUUAUUUCUGAUUUUGUUGAUGACUUUGCAAGUUCCAAGAGAAAUUUGUUUAGUCGGGUUUCGGGAUGGCUGCUCAGUGAAAAGAGAGAAGAUAAAAUAGAUGAUUUUGUUCAAGAGAUGGAAAUAAAUGGGUUUUGGUUGGUUGAUAAAAGAGAAACAAUAACACAGAAUUUGCUAAAGAAUGUCGACCUUAAGAAUGAGCAUCACUGCAAUAUGAAAUUUCACACCCCAAAGGAGCUUGAAGCGCAUGUUCUAAAGUGUAGUUAUAGGUCUAUGAGUUGCAUACAUGAAGGAUGUAAUGCCAUAUUUUGUGCAAGUCAGGUGGAUAAACAUGAUGCAGUUUGCCCCUUCAAGAUAAUUCCAUGCGAACAAAACUGCUCCGACAUGAUCAUGAGACGUGAAAUGGACAGACAUUGUAUUACCAUCUGUCCAAUGAAGCUUGUUAGUUGUCCGUUCUAUGCAGUGGGUUGUCAAUCCCCGGUACCACAUUGUAAGCUUGAGCAGCAUCGUUCAGAUGAUCUCCAUUCUCACAUGCUGUUUGUUCUACAAAGUAUUCAUAAGGAAGCAUUUAUGGAAGAUUUGAAAAGAAGGCUGGAGCAACUAAAAGACGCAUCUUCAUCCACUAACUUAGCACAAGCUCGAGAUGUGAGAUCACUAACCUCUGCAGUUAAGGAUCUUGAAGCAAAACUAGGGCCGAUGGAAAUUAGCAGGAAACACCAUGAGGAUCUUGAAGCAGAACAUGGGCCAGAGGAAGUAGGCAGCAAAAGCAAAACUCCAGAGGAUGUGGAAUCAGGGCCAAAAGAAGUGAGUAAUAAACCUGAGGAGGACUUUGAAGUAAAACUAGCACCAAAGGUAGUUAGCCAACAAUCGGAGUAUCUUGAAGCAAAAUCAGAGCCAAAGGAAGUUAGUACUAAAUCUGUGGAGGAUCUUGAAGAUAAACCAGCACCAAAGGAACUGAGCAGCAAACCUGCAGAAGAUCUUGAACCAAAACCAGCUCCAAAGGAAGUCAGUAGUUCAAAAACUCUCAAAGAUGUUGAAGCAAGGCCAGUGGGAGUGAGCAGUAAGGCCCCAACAAGACAUGAAGCUAAACCAGCACCAAAGGAACUGAGCACUAAACCUGCAGAAGAUUGUGAAGCAAAACCAUCUCCGAAAGAAGUCAGUAGUUCAAAACCCCAUGAAGAUGUUGAAGCAAGGCCAGUGGGAGUGAGCAGUAAGGCCCCAACAAGACAUGAAGCUAAACCAGCACCAAAGGAACUGAGCACCAAACCUUCAGAAGAUCUUGAAGCAAAACUAGCUCUGAAGGAAGUCAGUAGUUCAAAACCCCCCGAAUAUGUUGAAACAAAAACAGUGGGAGUGAGCGGUAAGGCCCCAACAGGACAUGAAGAAAAAUUAGCGACAAAGGAAGUGAGAAGCGAAUCACUAGAGGAGAUCGAAACAAAACUAGGAACAAAGGAAGUGGGAAGCAAACCACCAGAGGAACUUAAAACACAACUAGGAACAAAGGAAGUGAGCAGCGAACUUCAACAGGAACUUGAAACAAAUCUAGGAAGAAAAAGAGUGGGCAGCAAAACCCCAGAACGAUAUGAAACACGACUAGAAACAAAGGAAGUGAGCCGCAAACCCCCUGAGGAACUCGAAAAAUUAAGUGACAAAGGAAGUGAGCUGUGAAACUCCCGCUGGAGCUUGAAGCCAAAACUAUGGACAAAGGAUGUAAACCUCCUGAGGAUGUUGAAACAUAACUAGGGCUGAAGGAAGUGAGCAGCAAAGACGAGAAUAGUGAAGAGUGUGGAAAUCUCUGUGAAAGGAAGCUCAAACAUAAACUAAAUUCAUCUGUCGAGUCUGCAGUUUCAACAAACCUCAUUUACAAAUUAAAGAGCAGGAAGCCCGGUUAGAAACUGAGAACAUCUGUAACUGCCAUCUUGAUUACCAAUUGGUAUGAUUUUUACAUAAAAUAUUGAGAUGAGUUUUAUUUUUGUGUCCUUUUUUUUGUUCCAGUAUUCCAUUAACCUUCUUUUGUAAACAAUAGAAAUGUGUGAAAAAAUUAAUGCAUUUUUUGUUGGAAUA